This is a messenger RNA of Hippocampus zosterae (dwarf seahorse), 2684 nucleotides long. Its product is annotated as gastrula zinc finger protein XlCGF57.1-like. The record is from RefSeq and is a predicted model, not a curated record. Gene Ontology annotation, biological process: regulation of transcription by RNA polymerase II. Gene Ontology annotation, cellular component: nucleus. The coding region runs from base 394 to 1974 and encodes 526 amino acids. Lineage: Eukaryota; Metazoa; Chordata; Actinopteri; Syngnathiformes; Syngnathidae. The transcript is spliced from 4 exons. Gene Ontology annotation, molecular function: DNA-binding transcription factor activity; RNA polymerase II cis-regulatory region sequence-specific DNA binding.
AGUCAUUCAGUAGUUAGAACCGAGUGUGAGCGCGCCAAGAGCCUGGAACUCACGUCUAAAUUUGUCUAAGCGGGCUUGCCGUACUAAUUACGCGAAAGAGCUGCUCCGGUCCGCUUUUCGCUCACUCGUCGCUUUAUGCGCGCCAUCGAAUCAUCCGGAAAUACUUCCGAACGCCCCGAAGCCUCGAGCUAGCACGGCGGCCGUCGCCGGACAAAUACGGCCACCAUGAACUCUUCGUGUCCGCUCAAACUCGUCUCGGUGCACGUCGAAGCUUGUCAGUCGCUCGAGCUAGCUUAGCUUAGCUUGCUAGCCGCUAACAAAGAGACGCCUUUGAAAGCCGCGCAGCAAUCAACGGAGGCCGAGUGCGAGCGUGGCCCUUCCCGUGGGGGGAAAAUGUGUGCGAACGUUGUGAAAGGGGAGCGCCAGGGGCAAGUGUGCGGAGCCAAAGAUGACGACGAGCAAGAACGUCGACGACUGGACGCCGUUUUCAGGCCUCAAGUGGUGUUUCACCGAGCAGACAUCACAGGAGGAGAUCUUGGUCUCGUGCGGCAGGAGCCGCAGCCCCCAAACAUCAAAGAGGAAGAGCAGGAAGCUGAAAUCACAGAGUUUCAAAUUACAGGCGUGAUCGUGAAGAGUGAAGAUGUCGACGAGCAAGACGCCAGUGAAGAAGAUCUUUGCCGUCAGCAUCAGGAGCCCGAGCCCCGGCGCAUUGAGGAGGAAGAGCACGAAGAUGGUUUCGCCCAGUUUCCGUUGACCGUCAUCGUCAAGAGUGAAAAGGGCGACGAAGACGCGUUUGAAAGCGCCCGCUCGCAGAUCCUCUCGGCUCCGCUCUCGGAUGGCGACGACGUGACCGCGCACUCUCCUGACACCGAUGCCAACGGUGAUGACGUGACGUGUCACGCUGACAACAACAAACACUUGGCAUGUUCUCGGUGUGACAAAACUUUUUACAACACGUCCACGUUGAAGAGACACAUAAGAACACACACCGGAGAGAAGCCUUUUGCCUGCUCCGUGUGCGCUAAAAGAUUCACUCAGAAGGGCCAUUUGAUAGCGCACACCAGAACACACACUGGGGAGAAACCCUUUGCCUGUUCGGUUUGUGGCAAAGGCUUUUCCAGAAAGGGAGACUUGAGAAUCCAUUCAAGAACGCACACUGGGGAGAAACCCUUUGCAUGCUCCUUUUGCGGCACGAGAUUCAGACAGAAGGGCGAUUUAAUAGCGCACACAAGAACCCACACGGGGGAAAAACCUUUUGCCUGCUCGGUUUGCGGCACCAGAUUCACUCAGAAGGGACAUCUCAUAGCACACACAAGAACACACACCGGCGAGAGACCGUUUGCCUGCCCGGUCUGUGGGAAACAUUUCUCCCGAAAGGGCCACUUACGAGAUCACUCCAAAACGCAUACUGGGGUGAAGCCUUUUGUCUGCUCGGAUUGCGGGAAGAAAUUCUCCUCGAGGACACAUUUGACAAGACACACCAGACGACACACUGGAGAAAAACCUUUUGUCUGCUCAGAUUGCGGGAAAAGCUUUUCCACCAAGGGAGAAUUAACAGCUCACGCCAGGACACACACUGGGGAAAAACCCUUUGCCUGCUCACUCUGUGACAAAUGGUUUUCCACAAACGACCACUUAAAAACGCACACCAGAACACACACCGGGGAAAAACCUUUUGCCUGCACGCAGUGUGGCAAAGGCUUUAAGAUCAAGAAAGAAUUGAACAUACACACGAGAACGCACACCGGGGAGAAACCAUUUGCGUGUUCAUUUUGUGGCUCCAGAUUCAGACAAAAGGGACAUUUGAAAGCACACAGAAGAACGCACACUGGAGAGAAACCUUUUGGCUGCGUGGGAUGUGAAAAAAGAUUCACCCAGAGGAGACUUUUAAAAGCACACGCAAGCGGGCACACUGGAGAAAAUCCUUUUGGCUGCUCUGUUUUUGGUCCAACGUUUUCUACAAAGGAAGAUUGACAAAGGCACGCAAAGAAGAAACGCUGGCCAAAAGCCUUUUUGCCCCCCACUCACGUUGUGGCCACCCCAAGCGGAGCUUACCAAAACUCCUCAGCGUACGCUGGAGACAAUAUGUUCGGUUGCGGAGCCUGUUCUAAGAGGUUCGGAUGAAGGGACACAAGCUUGUGAGUGCAAGUCACCGACUCCUCCCCUCCUCCCGACGGAGGAACUCAUUUCUCUGCGGUUGAAAAAAGAAUGAAAAGAUGGUGUCGUUCAAGUGAUUUGUCUACUAGUGUGCAAUCUUUUCCACCAUUUGUUCAUACAAUGCGUUUUGUAUAGAACACAUAAGGAAUUUAUUGUUAUCUUUGUUUUUCUUUUUAAAUAAAAUGAAAUGAAACCCAUUUAUCAAUGGCCAGAAAAAAAAGUCCCAAUUGGACGAGGUGGCUAAAUAAUUUAUUUUCAAGGAAUUCCGUGAAGCGAAAAGAAUGACUUCAAACCAAACAAGCGCUUCAAGUAAGAUUUAGGAAGAGCAGAAUGAAAGCAGCGCCACUUUAGCAUCGUGUUCGAAAGGCCCACCUUUGAUUCAUCUGUAAUAACUCAGUCUGAGCACUAGGGGGCGCCGCAUGAAGAUGGACUUAACCAAGAAAAAGGAGCCACCGGGCAAGAAAUCUGCCUUCGUGUUCAGAAGAGACUGCAGCGUUGUCUGCUGAGCUGUAAAUCAAUCGAAUUAA